Molecule: messenger RNA, 4347 nt
Organism: Micropterus salmoides (largemouth bass)
Lineage: Eukaryota; Metazoa; Chordata; Actinopteri; Centrarchiformes; Centrarchidae
Product: cadherin-20-like
Exons: 13
Coding region: 572-2962 (796 amino acids)
Biological process (GO): multicellular organism development; adherens junction organization; cell morphogenesis
Cellular component (GO): plasma membrane; adherens junction; catenin complex
Molecular function (GO): calcium ion binding; cadherin binding
Source: RefSeq, a predicted model, not a curated record
GAGAGCUGGAGAGGCAGCCACUGUGUGAGCUCGUCCACAACGCUCUGAGCAGGUAGAGCGAGCACAGGCAACAGAGGGAGAGGCGGAGAGAGAGAGAGUUCAGGGGGAUACCGAGGGAGGGAGGAAGUCCGUCUAGUCACCUGAAGAUUACUUUGUCUCACUUCUUUCACCCUGAGUGCUGGAAGGAGCAGCGAGGAAAGAGCUGAGUUGAUCAGGAGGUGCCAGCUCUCUCUUGUCUUUUUUUCUUCUGCAUGGGAGUCAGCUGGACGUCUCUGCAAAAAGACCCGGUGAUCAGCCUCCACUGGAAAGACUGAGAAACAGAAACCAGCUCGCCAAGGAGAGAAAAAGUGAGAAAACUGCAGUACAUGACACUUCCUGCAAAGGAAGAGAAGUUUUGCAGAAAAUCUAUGACUGACAGCUUUUAAAGCAAAAUGAUGUAACUAUGGCAAGAAGUGUCUCCUUGGACCAGAAAACAACCUAUGAGUACAUGACAUCACACCAACAGUAGCCAGAAAGAAGGGUACCAGGAAACAACUGUACUUGUGAAGAAACUACUACUCUGUGCUUAACGAUGGGAGACCGAUUGUAUCUUCCAGCAGUUGCUAGCGCCUUGCUCCCCGUGGCCCUUGGCAUAUUGACCCUUCUUCCUCACAGCCUUUUGGGUAAGCCCGCAGGGGAGGAAAACGCAGGCAGCUCAGCACUGCUCCAGAGGGUGAAGAGAGGCUGGGUGUGGAACCAGUUCUUUGUCUUGGAGGAAUACACCGGACUGGAACCACUUUAUAUUGGAAAGCUCCACUCAGACAUGGAUAAAGGUGACGGCUCCAUUAAGUACAUCCUGACGGGCGAGGGCGCAGGUACCACCUUCACUAUCGAUGACAGCACCGGGGACAUCCACGCCAUCCAAAGGCUAGACCGGGAGGUGAAGGCCCAGUACAUCCUUCGCGCCCAGGCCCGCAACCGCCUGACGGACAGGCCUCUGGAGCCUGAGUCCGAGUUUAUUGUGAAGAUCCAGGACAUCAAUGACAAUGAGCCGAGGUUUCUGGAUGGGCCCUACCAAGCAUCUGUACCCGAAAUGUCCAAAAUAGGAACAUCUGUGAUCCAGCUGACGGCUACAGAUGCCGACGACCCAACGUACGGCAACAGUGCUCGGGUGGUCUACAGCAUCCUGGAGGGCCAGCCUUAUUUCUCAGUGGACGCCAAGACUGGCGUAGUCCGUGUGUCCCUUGCAGACAUGGACCGGGAGACCAGAGAAAACUACACCGUGGUCAUCCAGGCCAAGGACAUGGGCGGCCAACUGGGAGGUCUCGCUGGUACCACCACUGUCAACAUCACACUCAGUGACAUCAAUGAUAACCCACCCAUGUUUGACCAGAGGCUGUAUCAGAUGAGCGUCCCAGAGUCUGCUCCCGUGGGCUCGGUGGUGGGUCGUAUCUGGGCGAAGGACAGAGACAUCGGGGUCAACGCUGAGAUGAAGUACAGCAUCAUCGAUGGAGAUGGAAGGGACACCUUUGACAUCACCACCGACCCCACCAACCUUUUUGGCAUCAUCAUUGUGAAAAAGCCACUGAACUUUGAGGGCAAGCCCAGUUAUACUCUGAAAGUGGAGGGCGCCAACACCCACUUGGACCCUGCCUUACGCCACCGUGGGCCCUUCAAGGAUGUCACCAUCGUGCAUGUGAGCGUGGAGGACGUGGACGAGCCCCCGCUGUUUGACUUGCCAGCGUACUACAUCGAGCUGUCAGAGGAUGCUGAGAUCGGGACGGUGGUGAAGACGGUGUCAGCGAGGGAUCCCGAUGCUGCCAACAACACUGUGAGGUAUUCCAUCGAGAGGUCCAGCGACCCCGAGAAGUUCUUCUACAUCGAAAUCACUUCUGGGUCGCUGAUGACAGUGCGUCCACUGGACCGAGAGGAGAUUGGCUGGCACAACAUAACAGUCCUCGCCAUGGAGAUGAAUAACCCCACACAGAUCUCGAGUGUGUCGGUGGCUGUUAAGGUCCUGGACGUGAAUGAUAAUCCUCCCUCGCUGACGCACUACUUGGAGGCUUAUGUGUGUGAAAACGCCAAAGCAGGGCAGCUGAUCCAAACUGUGACGGCGGUGGACCCAGAUGAGCCGCUGGGCGGACAACACUUCUACUACAGCUUAUCUCCGGAGGUCGCCAACAACCCCAACUUCACCCUGAGAGACAACCAAGACAACACAGCGUGGAUCCUGACGCGGCGCGGAGGCUGGUCACAGCAGGACCAGACCGUCUUCUACUUGCCCAUCUUCAUCUCUGACGGCGAGCAGCCGGUCCAGACCAGCACCAGCACUCUGACCAUCCGCGUGUGCAGUUGUGACCAGGAGGGCAACGUCAUGUCGUGCAACGCCGAGGCGUACAGCCUGCCCGCAAGCCUCAGCAGAGGAGCACUCAUCGCCAUCCUGGCCUGCAUCUUUGUCCUGCUGGUGAUGAUUCUACUCAUGCUUUCCCUGCGCACCCAUCGUAAGAAGCCCUACCUGUGUGACGAGGAGGAAAAUGUCCACGAGAACAUUGUGCGCUAUGACGAUGAAGGUGGCGGAGAGGAAGACACUGAGGCCUUCGAUAUCGCCGCAAUGUGGAACCCACGUGAGGCGCACCAUCACCUGGGCAAGAUGAGACAGGACAUGCUGCCAGAGAUUGAAAGCCUGUCACGUUACGUCCCUCAGGCGUGCGUCAUGGGCGGUGGCGGGGAUAGUAACGUUCACGGAUAUGUGCUGGCGAAGCUCCUGGAGGCCGACAUGGACCCAUGCGCCCCACCUUACGACUCCCUGCAAACCUACGCCUACGAGGGGGAAGGUUCGGUCGCUGAGUCGCUCAGCUCGCUCCAGUCGGGGACAUCCAGUGCCGACCAUGAGUAUGACUAUCUCAACGACUGGGGGCCUCGGUUUAAAAAACUCGCCGAGAUGUAUGGCGUACUGGAGACAAACAGUGCUCCAAUGUGGUAGAACACCUGAACCUUUGCCUUUUUAAUUUGAGAUAAAUUACAUGAACAAAAAGAUAAAAGAGACAAAAACAUCAGAGAAGUGACACAAAAAGUGUGCAAGAAAGACACAAAAAGCUGGGAUGUGUUCACGUUCACAUCCAUGACAGUUAGCACUUGAAUUCCUGCCGAAGCCUUGGUUCUCCGCAGCCUUGAAGGCCUGAGAUGCCCGCAGCAGCAGUGUGAGCUGGUUUUAAAUCUCCCCCAGAGACGGGCUGGAUUGGCAGCCUCAUGAGGCCCGCAAAGGAACGGCUUCAAAGCACAUGUUAACUCCCCCGCCUGACCCACCCACAGGCAGAGCCCCUUUGGUUCAAAGUGUCAGAGAUGAAAACAAGAGCGAGAGAGAGACUACCUUACUCACAGCAACACAGGAGACAAACUCUGAAAUGCUGAUCCACUGCUCUGAGUUUGGGCUUUUAUACGACCCAAGUCAAAGCGAAAGCGAGAAGUCAUUGCUGCGAUCGCAGAUGUGGGUUUUUUUUGGUUCAUCUGUGGCAGGUCUUAAUUUAUUUCUUUGUUUCAUGUGCUGUAUUUAUAUUUGUUGCUAACUUAUUUGGGUACUUCAAACCAACACUGUAGUUAAACUUUCGCUUUGUGAGGUAUUGUAACAUACAUGAUGUAAUUGCCCUUGUUUCAGUCUGUGUGAUGGAGUUUUUCCAUCUCUAAAUGUCACGUGACAUGCACAGGAGAUGGCAAUGUGUAAUCCCAUAUGGGUUUUCCCGGUUGAUAUGUUUUUUGUAUCAUUGUUUUUGUAUAAUUUUUGAGCUAUUUGUAUUGUAACUCUGUUUUUUCCCCAAAAACAUUAAGCAAUUAGACAGUCAUGAGGAUAUGAUGGAGGCCAUUUUUGAAAAUUUUUUGAUGGAACUGGAUACAUCCCAGCAGAGAGAGUCAAAUUCUCAAGCGGAAAGUUCUGCACAUCACCCCCGUACCUGGACUGGCACAUGACCGAGUCGCCUUUCAUUUCGGAUCUACCACCGUGCCAACCAGAGUCCGACGGCAAUGAGGCUUGAUCUGUCCUGUCAGAGAUAAUGUGUUGCUUUUCUGCCACCACACAAAUGUGGCUUAAUCCUCCAAUCAUGUGGACUUCAGAGACAUUGAUAAUCUGCAUUAAGUGCCAAAUGUAAAAAGGACAAAAAAAAAAGACGUUUUUGGAUGAAAAAAACUAAACAGCAAAACACAAACACCAAAAAAUAAAAAUGGAUUUUACAAACUGCGAGGGAAGAAGAUACAUUUUGAUAAUUUGAUUGAUUGAAGUUUACUUGAAAUCUAUGUGGUCAGUCAUACUACAGUAAGUGGUAUGUGAAUGUAGAUAUUUUUUGUAUUCUUGGUAAUAAAAAGGAUAAAAUUAAA